This is a messenger RNA of Cuscuta campestris, 1563 nucleotides long. The record is from the annotation of a GenBank genome assembly. NCBI's taxonomy places the organism in Eukaryota, Viridiplantae, Streptophyta, Magnoliopsida, Solanales, Convolvulaceae.
UAAAGUCAUUACCCUCUGCAGUCUUCGCCUUCUGAAAGCCCAAACCUUUCCUUCCGAUUUCCAGAACCCAGAAAAACGAACGACGUCGUUUCAAUCGUCUUCGACCCUUUUCUCUCUCUCCCCUGUUGAGAAAGAGAGAGUCACAGCUGUUAAACGAUGGCGGCAUAUAUGAGCACGGGAGAAGCACACAGGCGAAUCACAGAGUACCUGAGCCGCUUCUACGACGCCGUUUCGUCUCAGGAUGGCAGAUCUCUGAGCAGCCUCUUCCUCAUCUCCUCCAACUCUUCCUUCAUUCUCUCUCUAUCUGAUGCUCUCAUCGCAUUCCAGGAUCCUAAUCGAGUGAUCAGACAGUCGGAGUGUUCUCAUUAUGCAGAUAUGCUACUUCCAUUAUUCCGUGCUUUCCAGAGUUAUAAGCUCAAUAAUCUGGCUGAGACUUACCAGGCUUUUGAAAAAUCCGCCAACUCUUUCAUUCAAGAAUUUCGUAACUGGGAAUCGGCAUGGGCUCUGGAAGCACUUUAUAUCAUAGCAUAUGAAAUUAGAGUUCUUGCUGAAAGAGCAGACAGAGAGUUGGCUUCCAUGAGGAAAACCCCUGAAAAAUUGAUAGCAGCGGGAUCAUUCCUUAUGAAAGUAUUUGGGGCACUGGCUAGUAAAGGACCAAAACGAGUAGGAGCAUUAUAUGUGACUUGCCAGCUUUUCAAAAUUUAUUUCAAGCUUGGAACUGUUCACUUGUGUAAAAGUGUGACAAGAAGUAUUGAAACUGCCCGGAUUUUUGAUUUUGAGGAAUUUCCUCUUAGGGAUAAGGUCACCUACAUGUACUACACAGGUCGUUUGGAGGUCUACAAUGAAAACUUUCGUGCUGCUGAUCAGAAGCUGUCAUAUGCUCUAUCCCAUUGUGAUCCUCAAAAGGAGGGAAAUGUAAGAAUGAUACUGAAAUAUUUGAUACCCGUGAAGCUUUCAAUUGGAAUCUUGCCUAAAACUUUCCUCCUUGAGAAGUAUAAUCUGAAUGAGUACAGUAACAUAGUGCUUGCUCUUAGAAGAGGUGAUCUCCGUCUUCUUCGAUCCACUCUACAGGAGCAUGAGGAUAAGUUAUUGAGGUCUGGUGUUUAUCUUGUCCUCGAGAAGCUAGAGCUUCAAGUUUAUCAGAGGCUACUAAAAAAGAUUUACAUCAUACAAAAGCAGAAAGAUCUGAACAAAGCUCACCAAAUCAAGCUGGAUUUAAUUGUAAAAGCUCUGAAGUGGCUUGGAAUGGAUAUGGAUGUUGAUGAGGUGGAAUGCAUAAUGUCCAUUUUAAUUUACAAAAAUCUAAUGAAAGGCUAUUUUGCCCACAAGAGCAAAGUGGUGGUUUUAAGCAAGCAAGAGCCAUUCCCCAAAUGGACAGGCAAACCAGGCAAUUUGUAAAGAAGAAAAGAAAUGGUUGUGGUGUACCUUUUUAGUGCCUUUCUGCAAUGGAUUCCCAUGGAAGUCCGUUCUGUCAUGUGAAAAUUUUUCUGAAUUUGGCAGCACCAACUUUAAUACUAUGUUUGCUUCAAGAAAUUCGAAAAGAAAAAAAAUGAUUCUCUUAUU